AAAAUUUCCAAAUGACGCGGAAGAAAAGUUUGGAUGACAAGCAAACAACGAGUUUGUGAUUUAGAGCCGUUUCGUGUGUUUCGAGUUUACUUUAAAUGCUCUUUUGGACGUCACCGUGUGUGCGCCAUCUCCCCGUACCCACGCUAACUAUUUUUUGAUGUUUCAAUUUUUAAACAAUCGUGUUGUGUUUGUGCACGAGUGGCGUCUUGUUUUCUCGAAAACGCGCUUUAGGUGAAAGCGUCUGUCCGUUUUGUGGGUGUUUGGGGGGUUUGCGCUUGUUAGGAGUGAUGAUUUAGCGAAUUUUUGCCCAACGAAUGUUUGGUUACCGGCCGCGACCUGCAUUACCCUCAUUUUUUUGCAGUUUCAAAUCAUGGCCGAUUCUAUCGAAUUGCGUAUGAGUGUUACGUCCAUCCGAAGAGUUGAUCCAUAUGUGAAAGAUAUUCUCGCAACUGCUACGCACGUCGCUUUAUACAAAUUCAACACAUCGACGAACGAAUGGGAAAAAACAGACACUGAAGGUGCGUUGUUUAUAUACAGCCGAAAUGGGGAACCGUUUCACAGUAUUAUGGUUAUGAACCGCCUCAACACAAAUAAUGUGAUAGAACCCAUCGUGAAAGACUUCGACUAUCAGAUGCAAACACCGUUCCUGCUCUACAGGAAUUCCAAAAGUAAAAUCUUCGGCAUCUGGUUUUUUAAUCGUGAAGAGUGCGUACACAUUACCUACUUAAUUGAGACAGUUAUGGAGAGUUUGAAAGACAAGAGUAACGAGAAGACGAAGAAGCAGGAAAACGGGGUGGAUAUCUUCAGUUUGCUGUCCAAAGCGCAGGAGGAUUUCAACAAGACGCCAACCAAGCAGGAGUCUGUGCCUCCCGCGUUUUCCACUCCGAGAGAUUGUACAUCGAAAAGUGUUAUGGACUUUUUUGCUAAAGCCAGCACGAAAUCGACACAGAAACCCAUUCCUAUGGUGCCGGGGGGCGAAGGCGAAAAUGUGCUGCAAAGGUUAAUGUCUAACCCAGCACAUACUGUUGAACAUAUUGAAAAGCAACAGAGGUCAAUCACUCCACAGGAGCAGGUACCAUUACGGCAUAAAAUAAAUUCCGACAGGCGCAGCGUGCCCAUAUCUUUUCCCAGCACCAGCAAUCCAACCGAACGAAAAGAACCAGAAAAUCGAAUGUCUUUCAUGGGGAUUUCACCUCCGACUCAGUCUUACCAAGGCGCAUCGCCGUUAGCUUUCCUCCUUCAAGGACCAACUCUUCAGCAGCCCGAAGAGGCGACAGACACAAGGACGUCCCCGUUCGCGCAAUUCUUGGAUAAUGCUCAAAAGCCCCAGUUGAUGACUCCAAUGAUGUUUACAACACCCACAACGGCAGAAAAAUUAGAUAAUACCCUAAAGGUCGAAAAUAAGCUCGACAGUAUCGAUCUGUUGACGGAAAAGCAGCUAGCACAAGCUCUUAUUCACUUACUAAAGACGAAUUCGAACUUCACCAGGCAGAUACAUGAGGCUUACGUGAAUUCCAUUAUGGAGAGGGUGAAUUGUAACAGUAAUUCUUUGAUUUAAAUGAUUUUUCGUUUUUUACUACGUGAACGAGGUCUUGUCUUGAUUGAUUCAAGCUUAUCCUUAUAAUGCCUUAAAUUUUUAGAUUUUAAUAGCGACUUUGUCAUUGUUUGACUGAAAAUUGGAACAGUUUUAUUCGACGAGUUUCACGUUUUUGUGUAUAUUUUGUUUGUUUCUGGACUGAGAGAGGAACAUACUUUGGUAUGUAACAUUUACAGUGUUUCAAAUACACAUAACUUAUUAAGAAGAUAGUUGCAGACAAAUAGUGGUCUUGUAGAAACCAUUGUAUUAAUGUAACGUAUAUACAGUUACAUACUAAUUGUGAUACAUAGAUGUACAUGUUUAAAACUUAUAAAUUUCAACGAGUUUGCUAUUAAUAUAGUUUUUAAUCCAGUAUAUGUACUUCACCGUGUUUAAGAGAUCUUAUUUAGUUCAUUAUUGGCCGUGCUUCUAGUCAUUUAUCCAUGUUUUAAUCCUAGUGGUGUUUGGAAAAAGUUUUAUUUUCGAGAUUUAUUCAAAGUUUUUUUUGACCAAAUGGUUAAAUUUUGACGUUUCGGUGGAGCUGACGUCUCAAACUGAAGCGGAAUCACUCUAGUGUAUCGCUGUAGGUUGCAGUGGAACUAUAUUUUUAGCAAAGUUGACUCUCAUUCUCAUGGAUGUAUAUUUUUAAUUGACUAUAUAAAUCUAUCAUAACCAUAUGUACAGGAUAUAUUGUUUAUUGACAUCUUCCGUUGAGUCUCAACUCUUGGUUUCUCCAGUGAACAAUGAAAGUUUUAUAUUAAAUUGAUUUGCGACAUCAAUGUCAUUUAAAGUCUCAAUAAAUUAUUUAUUUGAA
This is a messenger RNA of Zophobas morio, 2390 nucleotides long. RefSeq names its product mRNA-decapping enzyme 1B (gene DCP1). Gene Ontology annotation, biological process: deadenylation-independent decapping of nuclear-transcribed mRNA; deadenylation-dependent decapping of nuclear-transcribed mRNA; positive regulation of catalytic activity. Gene Ontology annotation, molecular function: mRNA binding; enzyme activator activity. Gene Ontology annotation, cellular component: P-body. The transcript is spliced from 2 exons. The record is from RefSeq and is a predicted model, not a curated record. NCBI's taxonomy places the organism in Eukaryota, Metazoa, Arthropoda, Insecta, Coleoptera, Tenebrionidae. Bases 371 to 1558 code for a protein of 395 amino acids.